AUGAACGCUCUUUGGGUCCACCGCUUUGCUCAUUUGAAUAUUGUUGCCGAAAGAGAUGGCAUCGGAGAGAUCUGCGUUAAGGGAACGAACGUAUUCUCGGGUUUCUAUAAGGGAUCGGAAGAUCGAGCGUUUGAUGACGAGGGAUGGUUUCAUACCGGAGAUGUCGGUCAAUGGCUUAAGAACGGAUCGCUUAAAAUACUGGACCGAAAGGAGCAUAUGUUUCAAUUGAGUAACUCAUUAGACAUGGAGUUCAUGUGUCCGGACAAGAUUGAGAACAUAUACAUCCAAUCGCAAUAUGUGGGACAGGUCUUUGUCGACGCCAACUAUUUUCAAACUGCAUUAAUUGCUAUCAUAAUACCAGAUGUGGACGGAAUAAAUCUGUGGUGCAGUGAGAAUAAUAUGCUGUUGUCUGCGGCCGAGGCCUGUAAAAAUGUGGCUUUCAAGAAAACUGUUUUAAACGAUAUAAUCAAUAUCGGAAGACGUGAGGGAUUAUCCACUAGUGAACAGGUAACGGAUAUCGCUCUGCAUAGCGAUCCCUUCACACAAGAGAGCGGUUUCCUGACACCGACCAUGAAAUUGAAGAGACAUGAGUGCAGACAACACUUCAGACAUCUCAUCGAAGAGAUUUCAAUGGACGAGAACUCCGAUAAUAUUCAGCGAAUUAUUUGAUUAUUGAAUCAAUCGAUUCGUUUCGACACUUUCGCUAAUUUUAUCACUCAAUCAAUC
This is a messenger RNA of Medioppia subpectinata, 726 nucleotides long. NCBI's taxonomy places the organism in Eukaryota, Metazoa, Arthropoda, Arachnida, Sarcoptiformes, Oppiidae. The record is from the annotation of a GenBank genome assembly.